Lymnaea stagnalis (great pond snail) is the source of this 3173-nucleotide messenger RNA. NCBI's taxonomy places the organism in Eukaryota, Metazoa, Mollusca, Gastropoda, Lymnaeidae. The record is from the annotation of a GenBank genome assembly.
AUUUUGAUCCCUGUUUUAAUUGCUCAAUAUGUUUUUUUUUUAAAUUUCAGAUGAAAAUGUCUAGAAGCAAACCUACAUUCAAUCUCAUGUUACUUGGAAAAACAGGAGUCGGGAAAAGUGCCACAGGAAACACAUUGGUGAACCGUAAACAUGCUUUUAAACCCUCAAACCAAAUGCUUUCAUGCACAAAAGAACCACAAUUGGAGUGCGGUGAGUUUGGACAUUACAUCAUUAAAGUUGUAGACACUCCAGGUCUCCAGGACACAAAUAUUGACAUGGAUGUUACGGUGGGUGAUGUUAGCAAUUCAAUGGCCCUGCUUCCCGAUGGCUUUGACGCUUUUCUUUUGGUAAUGAGAUACGGAGAAAGAUGCACCAAAGAGGUCAUUGAAGUAAUUAGUGCACUCAGGGCAUCAUUCGGUGAAGUUUUCGCAAAAGAAUAUUGUAUUAUAGUAAUGACACAUGGCGAAAAUUUUGACAUGGAAGAUGAAGAAGAUCAAACUAAAACAUUUGACGAUUACUGCAAAGAUAUUGAAGGACCUCCAGAACUUCUGUCUCUGCUGGUGGAUUGUGAAUACAGAACUGUGUUGUUUUAUAACAAGAGCAAAGCUAGACGCGAAGAAAGCGUUAACAGACUUUUAGAACUUGUUCAAACCAUGAAGCACCGUAGCCAUCGUUACAAUUCAGAAGUAUUUGCUAAAUUUGCGUCAGAGAGAGACACAUACGUCAUAAGCUUGAAGCUUCCUCAGCUUAUAGCUCCAAUACAAGAGAAGCUCAGUUUUCUGAAAGAAUACUUGGAAAAGGCGAUGGAAGAAUCUAAUGCAAACACGGAUCUCAAAGUUAAAGAGAGGGCUCAGGAAUUGUUAAAUACAAUAGAAGAAGAGUCUAAGGGAACCUCUCUAAUGGAUGGCUUGAAAAAUGAGGUCAAACAAAUCAUUAAGACCUUAGAAAACCUGCCUUCAGAAAGACAACAACGUCAAAACAUGUUAAAGAAAUUAAAUUCUUUGGUGGAAACUAUUAAAAAUCCACCAUCAACGACUGGCAUAAUAGCAUAUGGGCUUUUGAGAAGGUUGUACACUGCAACCGGAUGUUUAUGUAUGGUGGGUGCUUUUGUUGCUCCCCCUUUAGCCAUUGCGGGGGUGGCAUCUUUUGUGGCAGCCAAGAAAUUUGACAAUGACUAUUCCGAAGCAGUCACUUUGUACAAGGAAGAAGAAAGAGAUUAUGCAACAGCUUUAAGCGAAAUAAACAAGAUAAAGGAAAUGAUGGGGAAAAGAAAAUAACUUUAACCGGUUAAUAAGGUGGGGUACAAAGUUAUUUUGAAUCACUAACGCGAGAUUUCGUCUUCUUUUUCAUUUUUAGCCUUUCUCACAUCCAAAGGAACAUAGGUCAUCUACAAUACUUUUCCAUCUGCCCCUUUCCUGGGCUAUCUUUUCUUGUUCAACCCAGCUUUUCUUCAUUCUCUUUACCUCUGCCUCUAAUCCCAUAUGCUUCUUCUUCUUCUUUAUUUUGAGGGCCCACAAUCAAUGAAUUCAUCAUUCUGGCUCCUAUGUUUCAGAGGGGUUCAAGAUGUUACUGUGCAUGGGUUUUAAAGGGAUACUUCACUGGUUGCAAGGGCUACUCAGCAGUGGUGUUACGAACUGGGAGUUGCAAUACAUGAGGCAGUAGACACAAAUGUGUCGAGUGUAGGCACCUCAACUGUUGCCUCUGGAAGCUUGCUCCAGUCCCCUAUUGUCUUCGGCAGGAAUGAGGAGCUCCUGUACUUUUUUUUCUUGUUUUUACCAGCCGGAACAGUCUGUCGUGGCCUCGUCGCUGUCUAGGGGGAGGAUGAACGAGUUUCUGUUUGAUUCCGGAGCAAUUCACCAGCCCAUUUUUGAUCUUGUACAACAUGGUGAGCCUGGAUAGUUGUCGUCGUUCUUCCGCAAUGUUGACCAGCCCAGUGUUUUUAGCAUGCUGCCAACACUUGAGGUGUUUCUGUAGCGGUUCAUGACAAGGCGUGCUGCCCGUCGCUGGACCGCCUCCAACCUGUCGAUGCUUUUCUGGGUAAAUGGGUCCCAGACUGUAGAAGCGUACUCUAAAAUAGGCUUGACAAAGGCUUUAUAGGCUUUUUCUUUCACGCUUGAUUUGCCCAUCUUCAGAUUUCGUCUUAGGAACCCCAGGGUCUUGUUUGCCCGGUUGCACACACUGUUAAUGUGCUCGUCCCAGUGAACCUCUCUUUGAAGGGUAACACCCAGAUACUUUACGGAGGAAACUGGCUCAAGAAUAUGGCCAUGCAGUUCGUAAGAGUGGUUUAGAGGGGCUCUGCUUCUGGAGACUGACAGGGUCUGCCAUGUGGUUCUUGGUUUUCCCCUUUUCCUAUAACUUAAGAAUUCCAGUUCAGGGUCUUCCUUGUCAUGUUGGCUUUUUGGUGUCCUUACUAUGUGCCCUAUUUAUCUCUAUUUUCUCUUUUGUAUUUCCAUUUCCACUGAAUCACUUGAUGUGCGCCUCCAAUUGACAAUGUUUCAAAUAGUGUAAAACCAUCCUGUUUUGGGGAUCAUUCAAAAGUAUCUGUUUAUAAAAACUUGCCGUUGUUUAAUGUCCGUUUUUGUUGUUCUCCAAGUUUAACAGCCAUACAGAAGAAGUGCCUUGACUUUUGAGUUGAAUAUUUUAAACAACUCAUUUUCUUCCAUGUGUUCUUAAUUACGUUAGUUAUCAUUUGAGGAAUACCAUAAUGUCUUAGUUGUUUUCAGAUGGUUUCUCUGUUCAAGCUGUCAAAUGCUUUUCAAAGUCGACAAAAUUUAGGUACGCUGAAGCAUUCCACUCCAACUAUUACUGGUCAAUGAUUAUGCGCUGGGCUGCAAUUUAAUCAGUUUUUCUCUUAAACCAGCCGGUUAAUCUCUUAGUUAGAAGUAUACAAUUUUUUUUAAUUAUCUGCAGACUACUUAUAUUCAAUAUUUUUCCCGGUAUAGAAUUCAGCAUGAGUCCUGUAUAGUUUACACACUCUUUGAGGUCUCCUUUCUUUAGAAGAUUGACCCAGUAUCCAUCUCUUCGCUCCUUGGGUAUCACUUCUUGGUCCCAGAUAGUCACAAGUAGCUGGUGAAGUAUGCUUGAUGACAGUUCCAGGUCAAUAUUUAAUUCUUUUGCAGGUAUUUCAUCUGGGACCACAGCCUUUAUGUUUUUCAAAGGUUUUUCUUAUUUUU